Fusarium redolens is the source of this 1086-nucleotide messenger RNA. RefSeq names its product L-asparaginase II. The coding region runs from base 1 to 1086 and encodes 361 amino acids. Lineage: Eukaryota; Fungi; Ascomycota; Sordariomycetes; Hypocreales; Nectriaceae. The record is from RefSeq and is a predicted model, not a curated record. The transcript has a single exon.
AUGACUCGAACCACUUUGCUUGACCGAGAUUGCGUUGUCACCGAUAGAGGAGGCAUUAUUGAGAAUACGCACGGCGUACACAUCGCCGUAACGGAUACAGAGGGUAAUAUCCUCCUCUCAGCUGGGAACCCCUCUCGUGUUACCCAUUCUCGAUCCGCAGCCAAGCCUGCCCAGGCCGUCGCUGUGAUCGAGACUGGCGCAGUGGAUAAGUUUGGAUUCGAUGAGACUGAUCUUGCUCUGAUGUGUGCCUCGCACUCAAGUGAGGAUUUUCACAUCGCGCGCGCCAAGAAAAUGCUGAGCAAGAUUAAAGCGGAGGAAGAUGAUCUUCGAUGUGGCGGUCACCCUGCCGUUUCUGAAGAGGUGAACCGUGAGUGGAUAAAGACUGGAUUCGAGCCAACGGGAAUCUGUAACAAUUGCUCCGGAAAGCAUGUUGCGAUGAUGGCCGGUGCUGAAGCGUUGGGAGCUGAUGUCAGAGACUAUCAUUUGCCGGAUCAUCCUAUGCAGCUUGAGGUCAAAAGGGUUGUCAACGACCUGGCUUAUGACCCGAAACAAGUAGAAUGGGGUGUUGAUGGAUGCAAUCUUCCAGCACCGGCAUAUCCUCUUUUCUAUCUAGCACAAAAAUAUGCAACCUUCGCCGACGCAGCGGACGCUGUGAAGGCAUCUUCACCAACAACUCAAAGGACCCAAAACCUGGCACGCGUCUUUAACGCCAUGACGAAACAUCCAGAGCAAGUCGGCGGAACAGGACGUUUCUGUACAGUUCUGAUGCAGAGCUAUCAAGGGCAACUGUUUGGCAAAGUUGGUGCUGAUGCGUCUUAUGGAAUAGGCGUUCGAGAGUCUAAAGAUACUCGGCGCCUUGGGGCGAAAGGGGCACUUGGAAUAGCCGCCAAGAUCGAGGACGGUAAUCUUGAGAUCCUCUAUGCGGUUGUUCCAGAGAUUCUCGAACAGUUAGGCAUCGGUACGCCCGAGCAAAGAGGAAGACUAGAUGGCUUUCACCAUCUUCAGCGGAGCAAUACAAUGAGAGAAGUAACGGGGCAUGUGAGAUUCAAUUUCAAAGUACGACCGUUUGGGGAUAGAGUAGACUAG